Messenger RNA from Papaver somniferum (opium poppy), 1753 nucleotides. Its product is annotated as protein ABCI7, chloroplastic-like. Bases 99 to 1595 code for a protein of 498 amino acids. The record is from RefSeq and is a predicted model, not a curated record. Lineage: Eukaryota; Viridiplantae; Streptophyta; Magnoliopsida; Ranunculales; Papaveraceae. Gene Ontology annotation, biological process: iron-sulfur cluster assembly. The transcript is spliced from 3 exons.
AGACUUGGAGUGUGGACACAAUACGCUCUGUAUCUAAUCCCUUGAGACUUCUUCUGGUUUCUCCAAUUCUGUCUCUCUCUUUUUAGCUCAGACAUUAAAUGGCUGCUGCUGCUUCUUCUUCGACAUUUCCACCACCAUGUCACCACCUUCCCCAGCUUCAUCAAAACCACACUAAAUCCCUUUCUUCUCUUUUUAAACCCAAAUCUCGAACCACCAGAUUCUCAAUCCGACCUCUAUCAAUUUCACCAAAAGCAUCUCUUUCUGACCCAUUCGUCCUUCAAAUCGCUGAGACCCUUGAAGAUUCAAAUUCAUCCUCAUCUUUAAAACAAUCCCCAAUUCUUCAAAAGCUAAGAGAAUCUUCUUCUGAAUCUAUUCUAUCUCUAUCUUGGCCUACUCGUAAAGAUGAACCUUUUCGAUUCACUGAUACUUCUUUCAUUAAGAACUCCCAGAUAUCUUCGAUUUCACCGGACCCAGAAUCAAAUCUCGUCGAUUUUGAAUCAGAUGGGGGUGAUGAUACUGAAACCCCAAAUAUCGUCAUAGUUGAUGGUCAAAUUGUCAAUUCUCUGUCUAAACUUGAUGAAUUACCUGAUAAUGUCUACGUUGGGAGUGUUUUGGGUAUAGAUUCAGAUGAAAUUAGGGAAAAAGUUAUGAAAUUCGUGUCAAAUUUUGAAGAUAAAGAUUUGUUUUGGUCUUUGAAUGGAAUUGGAGCACCCGAUGUUACUAUUGUAUAUGUUCCAUCUGAUUGUUUUGUUGAAAAACCAUUGCACUUUAGGUUUUAUUCUCAUGAAACAAGUGAAAUUGGUUCCAGUAAUUUGCCCAUGUCCAAUCCUAGGGUUUUGGUGUUGGUAGAGAAAGGAGGUGAAGUUGGGAUUGUGGAGGAGUAUUUGGGUGGGGCUGAAGAUAAGUGUUACUGGGUUAAUUCAGUAAUGGAAGUUCUAAUUGGUGAAGGUGGGAAGGUUUCACAUACUUAUGUACAGCAACAAGCUCCAAGUGCUGCCCAUUUCAAGUGGACUUCGGUUCGCCAGGAAUCGUCUAGUACAUACAAGCUUGUAGAGAUAAGUUCUGGUGGGAAAUUGAGUAGGCAUAAUCUUCAAAUUCAACAAGUAGGCCCUGAUACAAUAACAGAAUUGAGCACCUUUCACAUAUGUGUACGUGAUCAAACACAAGAUCUUCAUAGCAAGUUAAUUCUAGACCAUCCAGGAGGUGUUGCUGAACAACGUCAUAAAUGCAUUGCAGCUCAUCCGCGGAGUCAAGUUGUGUUUGAUGGUAACAUUAAAGUGAACAGACUUGCGCAACAGACAGAUGCUGCCCAGCUCUCAAGAACCCUCCUACUUGAGGAUAGUGCAACCGUGAAUAUGAUGCCAAAUCUACAAAUAAUUGCAAAUGACGUUAGCUGCUCUCAUGGAGCUACAGUCUGUGAUGUGGAUGAUGAUCAGCUAUUCUACUUGCUUACUCGUGGCAUCGACUUAGAGACAGCAAGAAAGUCCUUGAUUUUUGCCUUUGGAACUGAGGUGAUGUCACGUUUGCCUUGUGAAUCACUUCAGAAAAAGGUGGAGAGGCACAUUCAGAGAUUGCUAGACCCUGCUCCAUCAUAACCAAGUCAUGAUGUGAAUACUGUGUGUUUUUUGUAUCUGUAAUUUUGUACCCAAAAAGAAUGCAAGCUAGGUUUUCUUUUGAGACAACUGCUAUGUAGUCAAGGAAGAAAAUGAGAAUCAAAGGAAAAUAAUGAGAUUAAGUGGCCAAUCUUUAAUCA